This is a messenger RNA of Oldenlandia corymbosa var. corymbosa, 2775 nucleotides long. Lineage: Eukaryota; Viridiplantae; Streptophyta; Magnoliopsida; Gentianales; Rubiaceae. The record is from the annotation of a GenBank genome assembly.
AAAAAAGGAAGUGAACGGUAAAACUCAAUAGGUAAAUCAAAACUGGGAAAAAGAUCCUGGAUUUUUUUUACCAAUUUACCCUUUUCUAUUCUAUAAUCUAUACUCUCCUUCUUCUAAAGCCCUAACUUUUAGACGCAUCGUUCCGGCCUCAAAAACUCUCCAGAAUCUCUCCUCUCUCUCUACCUCUCAGCUAAGUCUCGCUCAAGGCGAAUCCGCUUCUUCCGUUGCUCUUUCUUUUCCGGCGGCACCCUUCACUUUUUUCCGUUGUUGGAUUGCUUUGUGCUGUGACUGAGAAGCUUUUAGUAACUUAAGAUCAGGCAAAAUGUCUCGAAAAGGUUUGAUGGAGCAGGAUCUAAGCAAGCUGGAUGUUACAACGCUACAUCCUCUGUCUCCUGAAGUUAUUUCGCGGCAGGCUACUAUAAAUAUCGGUACCAUUGGUCAUGUGGCACAUGGAAAAUCCACUGUUGUGAAAGCUAUAUCUGGUGUCCAGGUAUAGUUGUCUCUGCGUUUCCCUUCUAAUUUCAUGUUGCUGGUUAAUUUGGAGUGUGCGUUUAAGUUCAACUGCUUUAAUUCUGAGGUUGAUACGAUAGUAAUUAUGUUUCUUUGGUGGAUUGGAUAUUCACUUAGAACUGUUCCCUUUUGAAGGCUCCAUUAUGACAUGGAGGAAUUGUGUUGUUUUUCCCCGUCAAUCGUCUUUGAAAAUAAUGUCUUUUGGGAGAAUAAUUGGAUUUUCUUGAGCUUUUGUUACUUUGCUGAUAUGGGAAUUCAUUUACAGUUCUAAUUUGGUGAUGGUUUUAAAUUCUGAAUGUGGAUUUACCUCUUGAGAAAGUAAUUAUUGCAUUAUCUUCUUUCUUUCUGCAGACAGUUCGUUUUAAGAAUGAGCUGGAACGUAAUAUUACCAUCAAGCUUGGUUAUGCAAAUGCCAAGAUAUAUAAAUGUGAGGAAGAGAAGUGCCCUCGACCUAUGUGCUACAAGGCUUAUGGGAGUGGGAAAGAAGAUAGUCCCAUGUGUGAUGUACCUGGAUUUGAGAAUUGCAGGAUGAAAUUGUUGAGGCAUGUAUCAUUCGUCGACUGCCCUGGACAUGAUAUUCUCAUGGCUACAAUGCUUAAUGGAGCUGCUAUUAUGGAUGGAGCAUUGCUUCUCAUAGCUGCAAAUGAAAGUUGUCCGCAACCUCAGACCUCUGAACAUUUAGCUGCUGUUGAAAUUAUGCGUCUCCAACAUAUCAUUAUUCUUCAAAAUAAGGUUGAUUUGGUUCAAGAAAAUGUAGCUAUAAACCAACAUGAAGCCAUUCAAAAAUUCAUACAGGGGACUGUUGCUGAUGGUGCACCAGUUGUUCCCAUUUCCGCACAGCUUAAGUAUAAUAUUGAUGUUGUGGCUGAAUACAUUGUGAAAAGAAUACCCAUUCCGGUUAGGGAUUUCACCUCGCCACCAAAUAUGAUUGUUAUCAGGUCUUUUGAUGUGAAUAAGCCUGGAUUUGAAGUUGAUGAGAUCAGAGGUGGUGUUGCCGGUGGCAGUAUUCUGAAGGGUGUUCUGAAAGUAAACCAAAACAUAGAAGUUCGUCCUGGUAUUGUUGUGAAGGAUGAGAAUGGCAACAUUAAGUGCACCCCAAUAUACUCUAGAAUAGUGUCAUUGUAUGCUGAGCAAAAUGAACUACAAUUUGCCGUGCCUGGAGGCCUUAUUGGUGUUGGAACCACGAUGGACCCUACUCUGACCCGAGCUGAUCGAUUGGUGGGUCAGGUUCUGGGAGAAGUUGGAUCAUUGCCAGAAGUUUUUGUUGAACUAGAGGUAAAUUUCUUCCUGCUUCGACGGCUUCUUGGUGUGAGGACCAAGGAUAGUGAGAGACAGGGCAAGGUUUCGAAGCUCGCCAAGGGAGAGACCCUUAUGUUGAACAUAGGAUCUAUGUCAACUGGAGCCCGUGUUGUUGCGGUGAAGAACGUUUUUGCAAAACUACAACUUACAUCUCCAGUCUGCACUAGCAAAGGUGAAAAGAUUGCCCUCAGUCGUAGAAUUGAGAAGCACUGGCGUCUUAUUGGUUGGGGCCAAAUUCAAGCUGGUAUUACCCUGGAUGUCCCACCCUGCCCUAUUUGAGUGAACUAAACAAAAACCGGUACAAAAGGAUUAGCGGAACCAUUCAAAACAGUGAGAGAAACUAGGGGUUCGAGAUGUGGGAGGGCAGACAAAUGCUGGGAACAAUUUUUGUUCGUUGGAGGAGAAAACUGUUGCGAAAUUUUGCAUACUUCAGUAUUAUUGCUGCUCUGUUAGCCUUUUUCUUUGUUUCUUUCUUUUUUAAUUUUCCUUGUCUUUGUGCAAGAAGAGUUUUGUACCUUAUCCCAUUUGAUUCUUUAGCAAGUGUUGCGAUAUUGACUGGUUUUCGACAUUUUCUAAGCCGCGGUUUCAUUAGCACAUAAUUGUCGGACCAUUUUAGUUGCUGCCUCUCGAGGAAAUGUAUCUUGUGGUUAGGGCCGUAAACAAGCCUGGCCGCUUGCGAGCUAUUCGCGAGAUGCCUCGGUUAAAGCUCUUCUCGGACUCGAGUUGACCGAUUUUGAGCCGAGUCGAGCCAUUCAAAAGAGACCACAGGAAGUUUUGCUUGUUGCUCUGAAAAUGUCCGUCCUUUGGUUCCCGUGGGGAAAAUAAACAUUUGAUAUCUGCAUGGUGGUAAACAUUAGUUUAGAACAACUCCAUCUUAAAGUGCAGUUUUUAAUCAAUGGUACAGGCGUGAAGCAAUCUAUAGUUCAGUUUGCGUUCCUUUCAUAGGAAAAAAGAUUUCAGUUACUU